Molecule: messenger RNA, 810 nt
Organism: Danio rerio (zebrafish)
Lineage: Eukaryota; Metazoa; Chordata; Actinopteri; Cypriniformes; Danionidae
Gene: lbx1a
Product: ladybird homeobox 1a
Biological process (GO): regulation of DNA-templated transcription; muscle cell differentiation; regulation of transcription by RNA polymerase II
Cellular component (GO): nucleus
Molecular function (GO): DNA binding; DNA-binding transcription factor activity, RNA polymerase II-specific
Source: RefSeq, marked provisional
AUGACCUCCAAAGAAGACGCGAAAGGCGCCUCGGUUGAGGACCGAAGGCGCAGUCCGUUGGACCAUCUUCCUCCACCUGCUAACUCAAACAAACCUCUCACUCCGUUCAGCAUAGAGGAUAUUUUGAACAAGCCGUCUGUCAAACGAAGUUACACAAUUUGCGGCACGGCGCACCUGCUUUCUUCCGGUGAGAAGCAUCCGUCCACGGGCCAUCCCCUCUCCAACCGUGCGCUGCUCACCCAGACAUCUCCACUGUGCGCCCUGGAGGAGCUCGCCAGCAAAACCUUCAAGGGGCUGGAAGUCAGUGUCUUACAAGCGGCAGAAGGGAGAGACGGCAUGACACUCUUCGGUCAGAGGAAUACCCCUAAAAAACGGAGAAAGUCGAGAACAGCUUUCACCAAUCACCAAAUCUACGAACUUGAGAAGAGAUUUCUCUAUCAGAAAUAUCUGUCUCCGGCUGAUCGAGAUCAGAUCGCUCAGCAGCUCGGGCUCACGAAUGCUCAAGUCAUCACCUGGUUCCAGAAUCGCCGAGCCAAACUCAAAAGAGACCUAGAGGAGAUGAAGGCGGACGUGGAGUCGGCCAAAGCGGUGGGCAAUGUACCUUUUGAGAAAAUGGCCAAACUGGCAGACCUAGAGAAACGUGUGAACGGUACACUCGGAGAUUCAUCGGCCGUGUCUCCGUCACGAUCUAAUCACGAGCACGAGGGCACCAACAAACUCCACAUGUCACCAUCAUCGCCAUAUACAGACCACACAACGAGCAAAGAGUGUUCAGAAGACGAAGACGAGGAAAUUGAUGUAGAUGACUGA